AAUACUGAGACAAUAAUACUUCUGCUUCGUGACGUCAUUUUUCAUUGCAAAUGUCGAGUUUCCGGAGCGAUCCAGCACUUGGAUAGAUUGUACACCAAAGUCUUUAUGUUAGAAAGGGAUAAUUGAAAAUUGAUCCACCGUGGCAUAGUAGUGGUGAGGGCAACACACGGAACAGAACAGGUGAAAUUUCCGUCUGCACAUAAUCAACGAUGGAAGGAAUUUUGAACAAUAAAUGAGGUGUUGUAUUCUACGAAGAAUGAUUUCAAUGAAUCGAUUAGAAUUGGAAAAAUGACUAACAACAGAACUUUGAACAUGAGCUACCUGGAGAGGGAUCUAUCAGGGACACCUUUUGUGAUUCUGAACACUAUUUAUCCUCCGAUUUUAAUCGUGGUUGGAUUAAUAUGCAACAGUUUUAUUGUUUGUGUCAUGCGCACGCGAUUUUUCCAAUGUCAGAACAUUUCCGUGUACAUGACGGCACUGGCACUAAAUGAUGCGCUCAGUCUUAGUAUUUCUAUGACAACACAUUGGCUUUAUGUGUCUUUUGAAAAUAUAUAUGACAGAGACAAAAUGACGGAUAUAUGUAAAUUCCUCCAAGUGUAUGGAUGGGGAAACUGUGAUUUCAGCAUUCUCCUUUCCACUACAAUGUCCGUAAAUCGUGCAAUUGCAGUUUAUCUCCCGUUAAAGAGCAGGGCAUCAAAGUAUUCUCACAGAAGACCAAAGUUUAUUAUUCUUUUUCUUCUACUCAUUGUCCUUGUGAAAAAUAUUCACUUUGCAUUCUCAUCAAAAAUUGUCAAAUCUGGACACAUGAGGGAUAAGCUGUGCGAUGUUUUUCCGGAGUCUGAAAUUUACAAAAUAUUCUGGGAAAAUGUCUGGCCUUGGCUACAUGUGAGUUUCUUAGUUUUAUGCUUUCUCGUCAUCGCUGCUUCCAAUGGAGUUCUGGUACGUCAACUCUAUGCUUCAUCACACUUGGAAAUUCGACGUCAUCAUUGUUCCAACAGAAAAGAAAGCCUGAUUGUGUCUGAAGAAGUGCCAUCGCCAUUGAAACAUAGGAAUUCGUGUUUCUGUAGCGAAAAGAGCAACGGGUCAGGGGAAUUUAGGCAGUGGCAAACAGUUACUCCCAUGCUGAUUGGGGAAUCCAUUCUUAUCCUCCUUUUAACGUUCCCUUUCAGUAUGCAGCUGGCCAUUUCUACAGCCGAUUUUGGACACUCUGAGAUGUUGUUUUCCAUAACUUUCUACAUGUUGUACACAAAUAAAUGUGCUACCUUUUUCGUUUACCUCAUAACUGGAUCUCGUUUCCGCCUCGGAUUGAGAAAGAUGUUUUAUCGCUGUACUCACAGCCGCGGGGCUAUUCGGAGACAACACUUUAAGGAAACCUUACAUUGGAUCAAUUCACUGUCCGAGGGAAUUGUGUAUGGAUAGUAAAAGGAAACUCAAUAAUUUUAAUUUAAUGAAUUGUCGUAUUAUUUUCUGACUUUAUAUUUUUUUCAUAUUUUAUUGUAUGCUCUCUGAGUUGAAUUUUUAUGGAUUUUAACUUCUACAAUUGUUCUUGCUUUUCGUAAUCUGCUUUUUGAAAUAAAUUGUUGUUUGUUUAUUCAUUGCUUCCAUGUAAAUGUGUUAGGAAUUAAAUUUCGUUACUUGACGGUAACCACAGAGUUAAACAAAUUAAAAAAAAAAACCAGAAUGAUGGAAACUUGGAGAUGAAACAUAAUUCAAAGAAAGUCCGUCAAUGCCUGGA
Saccostrea echinata is the source of this 1735-nucleotide messenger RNA. RefSeq lists its product as uncharacterized. The transcript has 2 exons. Gene Ontology annotation, molecular function: G protein-coupled receptor activity. Gene Ontology annotation, cellular component: plasma membrane. Gene Ontology annotation, biological process: G protein-coupled receptor signaling pathway. NCBI's taxonomy places the organism in Eukaryota, Metazoa, Mollusca, Bivalvia, Ostreida, Ostreidae. The record is from RefSeq and is a predicted model, not a curated record. Bases 289 to 1419 code for a protein of 376 amino acids.